Messenger RNA from Anolis sagrei ordinatus, 2254 nucleotides. NCBI's taxonomy places the organism in Eukaryota, Metazoa, Chordata, Lepidosauria, Squamata, Anolidae. The record is from RefSeq and is a predicted model, not a curated record.
CAGCAAUAUGGCUAAGUACAACGUCCAGGUGGUAACAGGCAACUUUGUCACUUCGGCCACCCUCGACUCCAUUUUCAUCACUUUGGUGGGCACCGAAGGCGAGAGCCCCAAAACUGCCUUGGACAACUGGGGCGUGGACUUCUAUGUUGGAGCGGUGAGUGAUUACAAAGUCUCCUGCCAGCGCGACCUGGGAGAAAUUGUGCUCCUGCGUCUCCACAAGCAAAUCAAACUCGCCCUCAUCCCCACAAGCUGGUAUUGCAGUUGUAUCACUGUGAUGUCCCCAAAAGGAGUGGCCUACCAUUUCCCCUGCUAUCAGUGGAUGGAAGGGCGAGGGUCUUUGGAGCUGCGGGAGGGGACGGCGAAAACCCCUGCCAUGGAUACUCUACCUUUACUCAAAGAGUUCCGGAUUAAGGAAGUUGAGAAAAGACAGNNNNCAUACAGGUGGAAGAUAUGGAACAAGGGCAUCCCCCAGUGUCUGAACGUUUCAUCCAUGAACGAGCUGGAAAAUCAAACCACAUUUUCCUUCGUCAAAGGUGCCCUAUUUGUGAAACGCGCUGUAAGCAAGACAAUAGAGCUCAAGCUGAGAGGUUACUCUGAUAGCAAACGAUCCUGGGGGAACCUGGAGGACAUCAAGAAGGUUUUCUGGUUCAGCAAGUCAGAUACAUCCAAAUACGUCACAGAACACUGGAAAGAAGAUGCCUUCUUUGGGUACCAAUUCCUGAAUGGACUGAAUCCAAAAAUUCUCCGGAAAUGCACCAAAAUCCCUCCAAAUUUCCCCGUGACCCAGGAGAUGGUGGCUAAGUCCCUUGGAGAAAACACCACGCUGGAGAAAGAGCUGAAGAAGGGCAACAUCUUCAUUGUGGACUACCAGCUCCUGGAUGAUGUCCCGGUUGGGCUGAUCAAUGGACGCCACCAGUAUAUUGCUGCUCCUUUGUGCCUGUUGUACCUCUCCCCACGGAAUCAUCUCAUGCCCUUGGCCAUUCAGCUCAGCCAGAUGCCUGGGCCACUGUCACCCAUCUUCCUGCCCAGUGACCACGAAUGGGACUGGAUCCUGGCAAAAACCUGGGUGCGCAAUGCUGACUUCCACGCCCAUCAGGCUGUUGCACAUCUGCUCCAGACACACCUGUUGGCAGAGGUGUUUGCGAUGGCUACCAUCCGCCAGUUGCCCAUGUGCCACCCGAUCUACAAGCUCCUGAUCCCUCACAUGCGCUACACCUUUCACAUCAACACUUUGGCCCGGGAGAGUCUCAUUUCAAAAGGAGGGAUCUUUGACCAGUACACUGCUGUUGGUUAUGAGGGCUUAGUGGAAGUGUUGCAAAGAGGAACCCGAGCCUUGACCUUGACGUCGCUCUGCCUUCCGGACGAUCUGCAGGCUCGCGGGGUGUCCUCAUUGCCCCAUUACUACUACAAAGAGGAUGGCCUGAAGCUCUGGGCAGCCAUGGAGAGCUUUGUCUCUGGCAUCAUCAACUUGUAUUAUCCAAAUGAUCACUCUGUGCAGGAAGAUUGUGAGCUGCAGAAGUGGAUGGAGGAGGUCUUUGAGAAAGGCUUUCUGGCACAAGAGUCUUCUGGCAUCUCUUCCUCAUUCACUUCUGUGCAAGAGCUGAAAAAAUUCCUGACUAUGGUGAUAUAUACUGUUUCAGUCCAGCAUUCAGCGGUCAACAGUGGACAGUUUGAUUUUGGUGCCUGGAUGCCCAACUUUCCAUCAUCGAUGAGGAAACCUCCUCCGGCCACCAAAGGGACAGCGAACGCGGAGAACUACAAAGACACCAUCCCUGAGAUCAACAUCACAUGCAGCAUUCUCAGCACCCUAUGGCUGCUCAGCGCCCCAACGGGAGAUGCGGUACGGUUGGGCAAUUACCCGGAGGAGCAUUUCACGGAAGAGGCACCCAAAAAACUCAUUGUUGCCUUUCGAGAAGAACUGAAGAGGAUUUCAAGGGAAAUUGAGCAGAGGAACAAGUCCUUGCCCAACAUGGGUGGACCUGUCCUUUGUGGUUACAAUUACCUGAACCCCCCAGAGAUUGAGAACAGCGUCUCCAUCUAAAUAGCAGUGGGGAAAUCACCUCUAACAAAUGUUUCUCCAGUCUGUCUGUUUCUGUAAGAUAAGUUCAGUAAUGUAGUUAACAAAAAGCAAAAGCACAUGACAGAUCCUGACAAUCUUUCCUCACCUCGGUCAGAUGCUCAGCAAGCAAAGUCCUAACUCCAUGCACCACUUCACACUACUAUUGAUUUUCAGUGGCCAAAAAUGCCUGGCAAG